AUGGCAGACAGAGCGAUGAAGAGACGCAAGGUGGAGCAUACGCCGUCAGAUGAUGAGGCGGACGAUGCAUCGUUUGCUUCCUUUGGCGACGGCGAGGACGAGACGGCGCAGGAGGAUAGCAUGGCGGCGGAACAACGAGCAUUGCCUGAAGACGACGAACGGUCUUUACACCAGGAGAGAAUUGAGGACGACCUCGACAGUGAGACGGAAGUAAUAGCAGAUGAGACCUCAGACUCUGGCGAGGACGUGGACAUGGUUGACGAUGAGGACGACGAACAUUCCGCGCACAACGCUGUAGUGUCAAAGCAGGACAUCAAAGCCAAGCAGAACAGGAAUACGUCAAUGGCGAAGAAGCAAGUUCCUAGCAGUGCUUUCACAGCAGGGACGUUCAAAAGCAACAUGUUCAAGCUGCAGGUAGACGAACUUCUUGCACAGAUCAGACCGAGACGUGGGAAGCGCGAAGAGGCUGUUGACCAAGCACUCCACGCGCUGAAGACCACGUUCGACUCCAUGGAACCAGUGGCGCCACUCAGUGUAUCUGAGGCACGGCGCAAACUCCUCACGACCAGCAAGGUCAGCGUACCUUUUCCCUCGCCUGGACCACCCAAGGAUGCCAAGUACACACUGCAACAUGCCAAGCCUGCAGGUAUCAAUGUAGUGGGCAGCUAUCCUCUGAAGACCAAUAGCAGGACGGACACAGUACUGAAGGUAGACAUGAUGGUUGCCAUGCCGAGUGCCUUAUUCCAGGAGAAGGAUUAUCUGAACUACCGAUACUUCUACAAAAGAGCCUACUAUCUUGCUUGUCUUGCGGCCGCGAUACAAUCUGCGCACAGGGACACAUACGAAGUGCAAUUUUCGGACUUUCGUGGCGACCAGCUGAAGCCUGUACUGGUUAUCGUUCCCAAGGCACCGCAAUCUUCUGUUAACGAUGAGAUCAAGCCGGCGGCGAAGUGGCGUAUCAACGUUAUGCCAUGCGUAAACUUGGAUGUCUUCUCGGCUAGCAAGCUAUUACCUACCAAGAACUGUAUAAGAAACACAGAACAAAGCUCGGAUCUCAAGCCUACACCACUUUACAACUCAUCGUUACGAUCAGACAUGCUCCUGGCCACCUACCUCGAGGUCAUACAUGGUGUCGCUGGUAGAUGUGAGGCCUUCCGUGAUAGCUGUCUACUUGGUGCAACCUGGCUACAACAGCGCGGCUUUGGCUCAGGCAUUGCAGAUGGUGGGUUCGGUAACUUCGAGUGGGCUGCUCUGAUAGCUAGCAUGCUACAGGGUGGUGGCCCGAACGGCAAGCCGCUGUUAAGCGAUGGCUACAGCAGCUAUCAGCUCUUCAAGGCAACACUCCAGGCACUGGCAGUACGCGACCUGAGCAAGCAAGCCUUGGUAAUUGCGCCGGGUAAUAUCAAACCUGUUGGAGAUGGCUCGCCAAUGGUAUGGGAUGGUGCGAGACAUCACAACAUUCUGUACAAAGUCACGCCGUGGGCAUAUGCACAACUUCGUCAGGAGGCGAAGCUCACAAUCACAACCCUUGGCGAUCAACUCUACGACGGUUUUGACAGCACGUUCAUCACAAAGAAGAAAGAUGCCAUGACGCGGUUCGAUGUCUCUGUCAAUAUCUCUCUACCGAAGAGAUCUUCACCGGAUCAACCAGAAGAUAUUCGUGUACAGCUUGCGCGAAUGCACGACGUAUUGAAGCGCGGCUUGGGUGACCGUACAACCCUCAUUGCACUCAAGCCUACCCUUCCUCCUCCUUGGCAAUUAGGCAUGACGAAGUCCGAAUCACGACCCCGAGUAAUCACACUUGGCUUUGUGGUAGAUCCUGAUAAUGUCCACCGCACCGUUGACCACGGCCCUUCUGCAGAAGCCAAGGCAGAGGCAGCGGCGUUCCGUACCUUCUGGGGCGACAAAGCUGAGCUACGCCGUUUUAAAGACGGCAGUAUCACUGAAUCACUCAUCUGGGCAGCUGGGGAAGACGGCCAAACUAUCCUGGAGCAAAUCGUCCGCCAUCUGCUUGCCAAGCAUUUCAGCCUAGUGACGGAGGGCGUGAGCUUCUCGGCCAAGGACUUUGCGAGCUUGCUUCGUCAUGGUGCUCGUACGGCUAAUUUUCAGCCGCUUCUAGAGGCCUACAAGCAAAUGGAGAUGGAUGUUCGAGGUCUCGAAGCCUUACCAUUGAGUAUCAGGCACAUCAUGCCUGCCGAUGGGCAGCUUCGAUAUGCGUCAAUACGACCGCCAGGCGUUGCUGCGGCAGGCGAGAAGGGACUUCCAGCGCAAGUCACUAUACAGUUCGAGGGUUCUACUCGAUGGCCAGACGACGUUGUCGCCAUCCAGCGCACCAAGAUCGCUUUCUUACUCAAGUUGAGCGAGCUAUUGCAAGAAGCGAAUGGCGGCAUCACUGCCCGCAUCGGACUCGAAAACCAGCAUGAAGACAUACUCAACCAGGGGUUUCUUGAUAUCGUCUACGAGUCUGGCGCUGCCUUCCGUAUGCGCAUAUACCACGACCGAGAGCAGACGCUCCUUGAGCGACAACUCAAGGACAACAAUCUUGCACCCUCUGUCAAGGAAGCUGCAGCACAGGCGCUGGCUAAGCAUAAACGUGACUACAUCCGCAGACCGGCACAGACGCAAGCUAUUUCGCGCAUGUGCACUCGCUACCCUGCUCUCAGUGGGACGAUCAGACUGUUCAAGAAGUGGUUCAGCUCUCAUCUGCUCAGCAAUCAUAUUGCGGAGGAGGUCAUCGAGCUAAUCGCCAUCCGAACCUUCGUGCAGCCAUGGCCGUGGGGUGUGCCAUCAAGUGUGCAGACUGGCUUUCUUCGCGCCCUGCACUGGCUAGCUCGCUGGGACUGGCGUGCUGAACCACUCAUCGUGGACCUGAGCGGUAACGACGAGCUGAAGCUUGCCGAUGGCCAAGGUAUGCGGACCAGGUUCGAGGCAUGGCGGAAACUGGACCCGAGCCUCAACCGGAUCGUGCUAUUCGCCGCGACCAAUCUGGAUCCAGAUGGCACGACGUGGACAGAUGGGCAUCCUCAAAGAGUGGUUGCCGGCCGUAUGACUGCUCUCGCCAGGUCAGCUUGUGCGCACAUCGAGGAGCAGCAGAGUGCGCUACAGCCUGCGAGUCUCUUCGCGAGCUCACUCUCUGACUACGACUUCGUGUUGCAAUUGGACACUGGGAGGAAACGGUCCAAAGCGGUGGCGUACAAGAACCUCGAGCUUGCAGCGGUGGAUGAUGACACCUCGAUCGGCUACAACGCAGCUGAGCUGUUCCUAUAUGAACUUGAAAGCCUCUACGGAUCCGCGAUCUUGUUCUUUCAUGGCGGGCAGGAGCGCUCAAUCAUUGCCGGCUUAUGGAGUCCGGGAACCUCACAACGGAACUGGAAGAUGAACCUACCGUACUCUACCAUUCCUAGCAAGUCCUCCAAAGAAGUCGGGAUCAUGGCGAAGGUCAACCGAGAGGGCAUCCUGUCAGAUAUUGCAAGGCUCGGCGGUGAUCUGAUCGAGAGCAUCGAGGUAAAUGCUAGAUAG
This is a messenger RNA of Recurvomyces mirabilis, 3519 nucleotides long. RefSeq names its product U3 snoRNP protein (gene UTP22). NCBI's taxonomy places the organism in Eukaryota, Fungi, Ascomycota, Dothideomycetes, Mycosphaerellales, Teratosphaeriaceae. Gene Ontology annotation, cellular component: UTP-C complex; small-subunit processome; CURI complex. The coding region runs from base 1 to 3519 and encodes 1172 amino acids. The record is from RefSeq and is a predicted model, not a curated record. The transcript has a single exon. Gene Ontology annotation, biological process: tRNA export from nucleus; rRNA processing.